AUGAUGAUGAUGAUGAUUAGUAAGUCAUUAUUGACAAAGAGGUUAAUAUCAUCUACAUCUACAUCUGCAUCCUAUUCAUCAUAUACUACAUCUUGUAUUAAAUCAAGUACAAGUUUAUUGUUUGGUGGUUAUACGUCACCUUCUACGACAGAGGUAUUGGUCGAUCAUGGACUAACAACAACUACAUCGUCAACGUCAACUUCGUCGUCGUCAAUUAUAGAUGGAGGUAGAAGAAACUAUGCAUUUGGUGGAAAGGCAUCAAGAAAGACACCUAGUCAAUUUGGACGAAAUAGUAAUAACAGAGAUAGAGGUGAAAAGAACAGACCGAAACCAGCACCAAAGAUACAGAGUGAAAAGAUUCUAACUCGAUUGGAAGAAGAACAAGAGAAAAGAUCAGAGGAAGCAUUACUCAACAAACAAAAAAGCGCUACUAGCAAAAAGAAUGAUACUGGAAAGACACGUGGAAGAGUUGGCAUAUCAUUCAAUUUAGAGGACUUUAACAAAGCUGAAAAGAGUAUCAUUGAAGAUAGAAGUAGUAACAAAAAGAAGGCAAAAAAGACUACUGAAACCAAAACCAAAACCAACAACAACAACAAUACAAUCAUUGGUAAAGUUAAUUAUGGUGAUGGAGUUGUCGCAGGAGACAAAGAUAUAAAAAAGAAAAAAGAAAAGAAAAAGGAAAAAGUUAAAGAACAAGAUUUAUUUGAUAAAGAUGAUAAUGAUGAUAAUGAUUAUACAACAACAACAACUAGUACUACUAGUAGUGGUAGUCGUGGUACAAUGUCAUCUAAUCCAUUUUCAAUUGCAUCUUUAUUAUCAUCAUCUUCAACUGCACCAACACGUAGAAAGACACCGCUGCCAGUGGAACAACCAUCGGUGGAUGGUGGUGAGGAUGGCGGCGAUGAGAUUGGACCAGAGGAAAGAAAUUUGUUGUUAAAGAAACGUGAACCACCUGUGUAUACAAACGACGGAUUGUAUGCUGCUAGAAAGGUGCUUCCAGACUUGGCAAAGAUGCGUGUUGAUAGAUGGUUGCGUAUCCAGUUUCCAGUGAUGACACACUCGCUCAUCUGCAAGUUGUUGCGAAAAGAGGUGAUCACUGCAACCGAUGAAUUCCAUCAAAAUGGAUUGGACGACGUAGCUGCCUCAGACAAGAGAGUGUUGGAACAGAGCGACAGAACCGAGGCAGGAAGCUGGAUAUACAUCCCAGCCAAAUACGCCAAAGAGCAGAGAGUGGCAGAUCGCGAGUCACCAGAGAAAUACAUUAGAUUAAGUGAUGCAGAGAUUGCAGCCAUUCGAAACAGUAUCUUGUACAAGGACGAUGAUCUCCUUGUCAUCAACAAACCACCAGGACUAUCGGUGCAAGGUGGUACAGGUCUCAAGAAGCAUUUGGAUAUGAUGCUUUCACAUCUUAAAUUCGAGGCUGAUGAAACACCCAGACUUGUCCAUCGUCUCGACAAGGACACAAGUGGUAUUCUCAUCCUCGGACGUAAUCGUACUGCCACAACAGCAAUGGCAGACAAAUUUGAACAAAAGUUGAAACGUCGAUCAGAUAGAGAAGUCAAAAAAGAAAAGAAAGAUAAAAAGGAUGAUAGCAACAAUAACAACAAUAACAACUACUCUUCGAAAAAGACAACAAAGACAACAGUAGAAGAGAUGAAAGAUGACAAUUCUAUCAUAAAGACAUAUUGGGCAUUAUUAACGAGUACACCAAACCCACGUGAGGGUCGUAUAAGAGCACCUCUCCAAAAGAUUGUUGAAAAUGGACAAGAAAAGGUAGUUGCCACCAAGGAAACUGGUAAUGGUGCUAAAUUGGCCAUCACAGAAUACCGUGUCAUUGAAAAUUCAAUGGCCGAUACAUCAUUUGUUGCAUUGUGGCCUGAAACUGGUAGAACUCAUCAACUUCGUGUCCAUUGCGCUUCUAUUUUAGGGUCACCAAUUAUUGGUGAUGUUAAAUAUGGUGGUAAAAAGAGUACUGCUCCUUUUGAGAACGUAUUUGACAAGAAUAUACCAUUACAUUUACAUGCAAGAAGAGUUCAAUUCUAUCAUCCAAUCAAUACUAAUAAGCUUGUCGAUGUCAUCGCACCGUUACCUCCAACACUUCAAGAUUCAUGGUCCAUUCUUGGUUUCAAUCCAGACACUAAAGAUAGUGAAAUUCAACAUUGA
This is a messenger RNA of Cavenderia fasciculata, 2163 nucleotides long. Its product is annotated as putative ribosomal large subunit pseudouridine synthase C protein. The transcript is spliced from 3 exons. Gene Ontology annotation, biological process: pseudouridine synthesis. The coding region runs from base 1 to 2163 and encodes 720 amino acids. The record is from RefSeq and is a predicted model, not a curated record. Gene Ontology annotation, molecular function: RNA binding; pseudouridine synthase activity. Lineage: Eukaryota; Evosea; Eumycetozoa; Acytosteliales; Cavenderiaceae.